GAGAACAGGGUGGGAGUCGGAGCACAAACCCGCUGGUAGAUAUACGUUACAUAGAUACAGUAGAUAAUACGUUACAUGAACCCGCGGGCUGACAACAAGAUGGAGAACUGUCACCAUCAGGAACAGCAUCCAUCUGUGAAAGCUUUGCCUCAACCAUGAAGAACACUGAGUCAUAUGCAUAACCUGAAAAUAAUGAAACAUAACACCGAGCCCUGAAAGAGAGACACAUUUCUUUAUCAGAGUAGUGGUCACCGAUUGCUAGAAAAACAUUUUGGCCAAUCAGUCAAGAUCUAAACAAGAAAAAAACUGUGCCAAAUCUGUCAAGAUUACCUCAUCAUGGCCCUGAGAAGCUGAGAAGAAGAAACAUAAUUUCCACCUGAACAUUUUGAUAGUUUGUCAGAGAGGAGUAGGGGGCCCAGGCAGACUGGUGACAGGGAAGGAGACAAGCUCAGCUGGAGCCAAUGCAGCAGCAGCAUCGACAGCCUGAGUUGGUGGAAGGAAGCCUUCCCGUGUUUGUGUUCCCCACAGAGCUCAUCUUCUAUGCAGAUGAGCAGAUGUCUCACAAACAGGUGCUCACCCUCUACAAUCCGUAUGAGUUCGCCCUCAAGUUUAAAGUGCUAUGCACAGCGCCAAGCAAGUACACAGUCGUGGAUGCCACAGGAGCUGUGAAGCCACAGUGUUGUGUUGACAUAGUGAUCAGACACAGAGACGUGCGGGCAUGUCAUUAUGGAGUGUACGACAAGUUCCGGCUGCAGGUGUCAGAGCAGAGCCAGCGUAAAGCUCUGGGGCGUAAAGAGGUGACGGCCACGCUGCGUCCAUCAGCCUCACAUGAGACGAUGAGCCCUCGUCCCCAAGAUGACGAACGAAGAAUCAAAGAGCAGCUGGCAGACAGCGAGUUCUUUGAACAGUCUGCCUUUCAGACAGAGAGCCGGCCUGUUGCUGCAGGACCCAGUGUGCUGACGGUGCUCCUUGGGCUGGUGUGUAUGGCCGCCCUGAUGCUCCCCACACUGGGGGAACAAGAAUCUACUGUGCCUGUCUACCUCCACUUAACUGUUAACAAGAAACUAGUAGCUGCUUAUGUUCUUGGUCUUCUGACAAUGGUCAUCCUGCGUACAUGAAGAGUUGCAAGUAAAAAGAAAAGGACAAUGAGAAUAUUGACACACCGGAAGCGCUGUACGCGUCAGUGGACAGAGCCACCAGCAGGGGGCAGGUUCUUCAGUUAUCUUCUCCACUCACACAUUUUAGCAUUAUUGCUUUCAAAUCAACAUGUUUGAGUUGAUCGUUUUCCCACAGUACUGAGCUGAAGCCAACAAGUGAGCCUUCUGGUGUGUAGGUCAAUAAACUGGUGUCAGUGGAGCUGUCCUCGUGCAGGACCCUGAGCAGGGUUUGUGAAGAAUCCUGAAGCCAUUCAAAAACUCAUACAGACUCAUUAUCCCGCCGUGCUGUUCAGUAACAGACGGUGGCUCAUUGUGAAGGAAUUUACAUGCAAAUGUGUAUUUAAAGCUAUUAAACCUUUGUUAUGGUCUUCACCUGUAACUGUCAGUAUAUUGAUGUUUAAAACAUUUUCAGUGUCACUUUCACAACAUAAUUCAGUUCCAAGUUUUGAUUUUCAAGCAGUAACAUUUUUACAUGUCACCAAAGGAAAGAUGAUGGUUUGGUGCGCUCUUAUCAAGGCUCCAUCAUGUGUUAAUAAAAUGUCAAGGCAUUU
This is a messenger RNA of Thalassophryne amazonica, 1708 nucleotides long. It is a transcript of the gene mospd1, whose product is annotated as motile sperm domain containing 1. Gene Ontology annotation, cellular component: cytoplasm. The record is from RefSeq and is a predicted model, not a curated record. The transcript is spliced from 7 exons. Bases 462 to 1118 code for a protein of 218 amino acids. Lineage: Eukaryota; Metazoa; Chordata; Actinopteri; Batrachoidiformes; Batrachoididae.